Balaenoptera ricei (Rice's whale) is the source of this 9143-nucleotide messenger RNA. It is a transcript of the gene PLIN4, whose product is annotated as perilipin 4. NCBI's taxonomy places the organism in Eukaryota, Metazoa, Chordata, Mammalia, Artiodactyla, Balaenopteridae. Bases 403 to 4614 code for a protein of 1403 amino acids. The record is from RefSeq and is a predicted model, not a curated record. Gene Ontology annotation, cellular component: plasma membrane. The transcript is spliced from 8 exons.
GAGGCACAAGGAUGGUAACUGGCCAAGGUGGCCCAGCAGAGCAACUUGAACCAUGCCCGUCACACAGAUGGAAGUCAGAGGCCGAGAGUGUGCAGGCUGUGCCUUGAGGGUACAGGACGGCCCAUGAAUCACUCAGUCUGGUGGGAGGUGGGUGCCAUGGGCAGAGGCUGCCCAGUGCUGAGAGCAGGGGAAAGGUGCUGGGCCCGGGGCCCACGCUGGAGCGGGCAGGCACGUGACUAUCCAGGGCCCUCCCCUGGCCCACUGGCCGCCUGCCUCUGCCGGCCAGGCCUGCACCACCCCAGACCCUAUAAGGCCUGGGAGCUGAGAGCAGAGCCAGAUGCCAGCUGUGCUUCCCGUCACUCCAGGGGACCCUCACACGGUCCAGCUGCUUAGAGGAUUACCAUGUCUGCUCAAGAUGGAGGCCGGGAUCCCCCCAAACCCAAGGGCAAGACCCUGGGCAGCUUCUUUGGGUCCCUGCCUGGCUUCAGUUCUGCCCGGAACCCGGCGGCCCACGCCCACAGCUCAGCGAGAGAGGCCCGGCCGGUCGCCCAUCCCGCAGAUGCUCCAGCCACCGAGACUGCCCAGCCCCAGGCUCAGGUGGCCACCGACCCGGAGCAGACGACCAGGGGCAUUGAGAAGACGCUGCCGCUUUCAGACAGGGUCAUCUCCGGGACAAACGACUUAGUGUGGUCCAAGAUGACCAGGACCAAGGAUGCCUUCUCAUCUGGGAUGGCCAACGUCGUGGACACAGCUAAAGGCGUGGUCCAAGGAGGCCUGGGCAUGACCCAGUCCACGCUCACAGGCACCAAGGAUGCAGUGUCCACUGGGCUCACUGGGGCAGUGAACAUGGCCAAGGGCACUGUCCAAAUGGGCAUGGACACCACCAAGACCGUCCUAACAGGCACCAAAGAUGCAGUGUCCACUGGCCUCACUGGAGCAAUGGGUGUGGCCAAGGGGGCGGUCCAGACGGGCGUGGACACCACCAAGACUGUCCUAACAGGCACCAAAGAUGCAGUGUCCACUGGCCUCACUGGGGCAGUGAACCUGGCCAAGGGCACCGUCCAGACUGGCAUGGACACCACCAAGACUGUCCUAACAGGCACCAAAGAUGCAGUGUCCACUGGCCUCACUGGAGCAAUGGGUGUUGCCAAAGGGGCCGUCCAGAUGGGUGUGGACACCACCAAGACUGUCCUGACAGGCACCAAAGAUGCAGUGUCCACAGGGCUCACUGGGUCAGUGAACAUGGCCAAGGGCACCAUCCAGACUGGUAUGGACACCACCAAGACCGUCCUAACAGGCACCAAAGAUGCAGUGUCCACUGGGCUCACUGGGGCAGUGAACAUGGCCAAGGGCACCGUCCAGACUGGCAUGGACACCACCAACACUGUCCUCACAGGCACCAAAGAUGCAGUGUCCACUGGACUUACUGGGGCAGUGAACAUGGCCAAGGGCACCGUCCAAACUGGCAUGGACACCACCAAGACCGUCCUAACAGGCACCAAAGAUGCAGUGUCCACUGGGCUUACUGGGGCAGUGAACAUGGCCAAGGGCACCGUCCAGACUGGCAUGGACACCACCAAGACCGUCCUAACAGGCACCAAAGAUGCAGUGUCCACUGGGCUUACUGGGGCAGUGAACAUGGCCAAGGGCACCGUCCAGACUGGCAUGGACACCACCAAGACUGUCCUGAGAGGCACCAAAGAUGCAGUGUCCACUGGGCUUACUGGGGCAGUGAACAUGGCCAAGGGCACUGUCCAGACUGGCAUGGACACCACCAAGACCGUCCUAACAGGCACCAAAGAUGCAGUGUCCACUGGGCUCACUGGAGCAAUGGGUGUGGCCAAAGGGGCCGUCCAGAUGAGCGUGGACACCACCAAGACUGUCCUAACAGGCACCAAAGAUGCAGUGUCCACUGGCCUCACUGGAGCAAUGGGUGUGGCCAAGGGGGCUGUCCAGACGGGCAUGGACACCACCAAGACUGUCCUCACAGGCACCAAAGAUACAGUGUCCAUUGGGCUCACUGGGGCAGUGAACAUGGCCAAGGGCACCGUCCAGACUGGCAUGGACACCACCAAGACUGUCCUAACAGGCACCAAAGAUGCAGUGUCCACUGGCCUCACUGGAGCAAUGGGUGUGGCCAAGGGAGCCGUGCAGAUGGGCAUGGACACCACCAAGACUGUCCUGACAGCCACCAAAGAUGCAGUAUCCACUGGGCUCACUGGAUCAGUGAACAUGGCCAAGGGCACCGUCCAGACUGGCGUGGACACCACCAAGACCGUCCUGACUGGCACCAAAGAUGCAGUGUCCACUGGCCUCACUGGAGCAAUGGGUGUGGCCAAGGGAGCCGUCCAGACCGGCGUGGACACCACCAAGACCGUCCUGACUGGCACCAAAGAUGCAGUGUCCACUGGCCUCACUGGAGCAAUGGGUGUGGCCAAGGGGGCCGUCCAGACUGGCAUGGACACCACCAAGACUGUCCUAACAGGCACCAAAGAUACAGUGUCCAUUGGGCUCACUGGGGCAGUGAACAUGGCCAAGGGCACCGUCCAGACUGGCAUGGACACCACCAAGACUGUCCUAACAGGCACCAACGAUGCAGUGUCCACUGGCCUCACUGGAGCAAUGGGUGUGGCCAAGGGAGCCAUCCAGACUGGCGUGGACACCACCAAGACCAUCCUGACUGGCACCAAAGAUGCAGUGUCCAUUGCGUACACUGGAGCAAUGGGUGUGGCCAAGGGGGCCGUCCAGACCGGCGUGGACACCAGCAAAUCUGUCCUGACUGGAACCAAAGAUGCAGUGUCCACUGCGUACACUGGAGCAAUGGGUGUGGCCAAGGGGGCCGUCCAGACCGGCGUGGACACCAGCAAAUCUGUCCUGACUGGAACCAAAGAUGCAGUGUCCACUGCGUACACUGGAGCAAUGGGUGUGGCCAAGGGGGCCGUCCAGACCGGCGUGGACACCACCAAGACCGUCCUGACUGGCACCAAAGAUGCAGUGUCCACUGCGUACACUGGAGCAAUGGGUGUGGCCAAGGGAGCCGUCCAGACCGGCGUGGACACCACCAAGACCGUCCUGACUGGCACCAAAGAUGCAGUGUCCACUGCGUACACUGGAGCAAUGGGUGUGGCCAAGGGAGCCGUCCAGACCAGCAUGGACACCACCAAAUCUGUCCUGACUGGCACCAAAGAUGCAGUGUCCACUGGGCUCACUGGGGCAGUGAACAUGGCCAAGGGCACUGUCCAAACUGGCAUGGACACCACCAAGACCGUCCUCACUGGCACCAAAGAUGCAGUGUCCACUGGGCUCACUGGAGCAAUGGGUGUGGCCAAGGGGGCCAUCCAGACUGGCAUGGACACCACCAAGACCGUCCUGACAGGCACCAAAGAUGCAGUGUCCACAGGGCUCACUGGGGCAGUGAAUGUGGCUACAGGGGCUGUGCAAACUGGGCUGAAUACAACCCAAAAUGUUUCAGCUGUCACAAGGAACACCGUCUCCAGUGGCAUGGCUGGUGCCAUGAAUGUGGCCAAUGCUGCUGCCCAGUGGGGUCUGGACACCUCGAAGGCUGUCCUCACAGGCACCAAAGAUGCCGUGUCCACUGGGCUCACCAGGGUAGGGAACGUGGCCCGAGGAGGUGUGCAGACUGAUUUCGGAACCAUCCAGAACUGGUUACCUGGUUCCCAGGAUGCUGCCUCAGGUGGACUCGCCACUUCCGGAGCCCCAGAUGAAGGAGAACAAACCAUCCUGAACCCUCAUGAGGCUCAGUCCUGCGGGGUCUCCAGGCCCCUGGACACUCUGUGUGCACACCUGGACCUUGCUGGGAAAGCCACCACCAAUACCAAGGGCCUCGUGUCAGCUGAGGUGACAUUCACCCAAGGGGCUGCCCUGGGCAAGGAGGAUGACGUAGGGCCUGGGGCCACCACUUGCGGCCAGGAAGGAGCCCGGGGCUUUGCAACACUCCGGGAUGAGCUGGAGGAGCUGGGGGAGAUCUUCCAGCCCAUGAGCACCGAGGAACAAGCUCAGCUGGCUGCCUCCCAGCCCCGGCUGAGGGAGUCCACGGCCGACCAAAGCAGCUACUUCGUGCGCCUGGGCGACUUGGACCCCAGCUUCCGCCAGCGGGCUUUCGAGCACGCCCUGAGCCACCUGCAGCAAGGCCAGUUCCAGGCCCUGGACGUGCUGGCCCAGCUCGAGGACGCCUUCUGGCUGAUUGAGAAGGCCCAGCAGGCUCCAGACCAGCAGCCGUGGCCGGACCAGGAUCUGAGCAGCCAAGCCGGCGCCCGAGAGGUGCCAGCCGCCGGGGCUCUGUCCAGGGUCUGCAGCCUUGUCCAGCAGCUCCAUGUCGCCUACAGCAGCCUGGCCUCCGGCCUCCAGGGCCUCCCCGCCGAGCUCCGGUGGCAGCUCAGGCAGGCGCGGCACAGCCUCUGCGAGCUGCACAGUGUCGUCUCCUGUGCCGCCUCCGUGGCGGAGCUGCCGGCCGAGCGCCUGGCCCAGAGCCGCCAGGGCGUACGCCAGGCGUGGCAGGGGCUGGAGCAGCUGCUGGAGAGCAUGCAGCACAGCCCUCCGCUCAGCUGGCUGGUGGGGCCCUUCACCCUGCACCCCGAUGGGCAGCAGCUGUAGGAGCCCCUCCCCCGCCCGAAACCAGCCCCAACCCCCGGAAGCUCCGGGCCCUGCCGGCUGGCGCCCCACCUUUCUCCCAGAGCACAGCUGGCCCCUUUGGCCGAGGAGCCCGGGGCGGCUAAGACCCUCGACGGCGGCGGGGGGGCCCGGGCUUCGCCUGAAGAUCUCAAGCAAGCGCUUCAUUUAGGAACAAAAAGGGGAAUCGUGCCUGUCUUGAAGGUUCCCCACUCAGCACCCCCAGUAGGGCCCUUUUAUCUUUUACCUCUGGGGGGGUCUUCCACCCCAGCCUGGGCCCUCUAGCUAUACCAGCUUGGCAGGCAGCCCCGCUCCUCCAUCCUGGGCUCCAGGCAGCUCCGUCCUCGCUCUGAAAGCCUACACCCCUCAGCAAACAGCGCAUGCCAGAAGGUACCAGAACGCCACCAUCAUCCUGAGGCAGGUAGGCCCCCACCGCCUCUGCCGACCCAGCCCAGGGGCUUCAUGAAGGCAAAGCCGCAGCAGCCACUGACAGCUGAGGACCGGACUGUCCGGGCGGGGGUGGGGUGAGUACACAUCCCUUCCUGCUGCAGCCCACUAACCCGGCAGCGCCCCCUGGUCAUGGGUGAUCACAAGGAUCCCACAGAUGAUGUUCUCAGGUCCCUGGGCCCAGAGGCUGCCAAUGAAGGAAUAAAGGGGCUCCCUCACAAGGGAUGGGGCCCUAGGGAGCACGUGACAAAAUGUGCUCGGGGGACUUCCCAGGUGGUCCAGUGGUAAGGACUCUGUGCUUUCACUGCCGAGGGUGCGGGUUGGAUCCCUGGUCGGGGAACUAAGAUCCCACAAACCACAAGGCGCGGCCAGAAAAACCAAAAACAGAAAAACGUGCUCGACACACGUUCAGGUCACGUGCUCCAGGCCGGAGACCAGCAGCCCCGGGACAAGGGCCCCUUCCUUCCCGCCGUGCUCUCCCUGGAUCCUUGGGGCACCCUGCGAGGUGGGCUGCACAUGGGAAGGUGGGACAACAGAGGGCCACUCCCCCUGCUCCCCGGGAGAUGCUGAGGGAGCUGCUGCGUCAGAAUUCCAGCGGCCCGAGGCUUGUCAAGCCCCCACUUCCCACGCCCGCAGCCCCCCUAUCUGGCCACCUCCUUGACGGAGGAAGCAAAGAGGCCCCGCUUCUCAGAAAUCACCAGGUGCUCCAAGCCCUGGGACGGAUGGGCCAGCUCUCCCCAGAGGGUCACCACGGCUGCCAGGGGCCACGAGGGGCCCUGCACCACAGGAGCUGGCCGAGGCAAGACACGGGGACCAGUCCGGGAACUUCCCCGAGCCCUUCCUUCCUCACUCCCCAUCACGGACGGCCAUCGGAGGGGGUGACACUGGAAACAGUCGUUCACGGAAACCGAGCUCAGCGACAACCAAAUCCAACCAAACCAAACCAAACCUAACCAAACGGGGCAGGGGCGGGGCCGGUAUGCCAAGCCCAGGGAGCAAAACCACACCACACCUCUCUCUCAGCCGGGACAGAGGGGCUCGGCCACCGGCAGGACAGGGGACACACGGUAGAGGCCACCGUUUAACCAGCAACCGCCGUGUGCAGAUGCCUGGCUGGGUGCUGCACACACAUCCCCCCACACCUGAAUCCAAGCGACAGGUGAGCACAGAGAAGCCCAGAGCGUGGGGUGUCACUCGGCCCACGUCACACAGCGAGGCCUGCCCCCAACAACACCCAUGCCCUGUGAACAUCGAGGACAACAGACAGCCCUCAGCAUCCCUCCUGGUACUUUUGGAAAGGCCUUGCUCACUGCCUCCGUCAGCCCUGCAGGGCCUGGAGCACCAUCAGAACCAAAUUCAUAUUCGCUGUUCACGGUGACCCUAUGGCUUAAAACCCUCUGUCCCUGGACGGCUCCUUGACAACUGCAAACCAGACACGCUAGAAAACCGAGCCAAUAAAAGCAACUUUUUUUUUUCAUUAAAAAAACCCUUUAUAGUCAUUUCAUGUCCGUUGGAAAUCACAGAAAUUAGGCAAAAAAAAAAAAACCCAGGGGGACAAAUACAAACGAACAACACAGCGUCUCCCCAACAGUUCUCUGCUCCCUGGGUGCCGGGAAGGAGCCAGGCAGGCCUCGGGGCAGCUGCGCCUGGCGGCGGGGCCCGGCCGCAGGCUGCCCGGCUCAGCUGUCCUCGUCGUCCAGGGACUCCGAGUCCACCCGCAGCCUCUCUCGCUCCUGCCGCUCCUUCCCGGGCCCGUCCAGGUCGGGGCCCUCCCGCGCGCUGCUGGUGGAGGACAGCACGGGCGGGCGGGGGUGAGCAGGCCCCUUGCUGUCUGUCUCCUUCCUUCCACCUACAGAGACCAACAGCCCUCGCCCCCAACCUCCCCCUGCCGUGCCUGCGGCCCCGGCUGCUCCCGUGGCGGGUGUCAGGAGGGAGCCACCCUCCUAGAGCUCAGGCCCAGGCCAGUCAGCCCCGAGCCCAGAGCUCCCUCCGAGGGGCCUGGGGGUCAGUCAGCAUGUGGGAGACUGCUGUCCCUCUGGCCCUUACCCACUGGGAGCAGCUCAGACACCGGGCUGCCUUCUCCGGAAGUUGCCCCUGCGGCCCCGGCGACACUUACUCGUUGUGUAACGGGUCUUCAGAGGAGCCGCCCCCCGGCCCCUCCUCUGAGUUCUGUCCUUCAUCCGGCUCCUUGUCCUCCAUGCUCUCCCCCUUCUGGGACGUGGCCUCCCCGUUCACAGGGGCUGCGAGAUCUGCAGGGAGAGAGGCUCGUGGGACGCUGUGGGGCAACCCCCCUGCAGAGAGCGAGCAGCGUGCGAGCACCCGCCUGUGCACCUGAAUUCACCCGCACCCCCGAGCCACCGGACACACGGGGGCGGCCGGCUGCGUGGGGCUCUUCCUCCAGCCGGCCCCUGGCCCGUCCACGCAGCCUGAAGAUGGGAGGGGCCGGUAAACAAACGGCCGUGGGCAACACCGGGGAAAGCCUGCCACGGCCGUGUCCAAACAGACGUAAAGAGAAACGCCCCCUCUGUGCUCUCCCCCGGGCAGCCUCGGCUUCAACUAAGCCCUCUCGGUGCUGGCCUUACGGGCUGCUCCAAACAUCUCUCACCAGGACCGCAUGACCCCAGCAGGAAGGAACGCUCUCCUGUCCCCGCAGCCACUGUCCCCACCGCAGACACCCUUUCUCCUCUCAGCCCACCCGUGGCCCUCCCCUCCCAGACCUCUGCGACCGCCCGUCCCAAACACACUCGCGCACCUGGCCGCACACACACACAGCCUCCCCUGCUAGCUGGCUCUGAGGGUCUGGAUGGAGCCUAUGAGCAGCACAGGGGCGUGUGGCCCGGACACCAGCUGCCUUGGGGACACAGCCAGCCUGCGCAGCGAGUACCGACAGGUGGCGCCACCUGGGCGGUCUGCUCAGAGCCCCGCCCGCCAGCUCCUCACCAGCGCUCGUCUCGUCCUCCGCCCUCUCCGCAGGGGCCUCCUCUCCAGCCAGUAUCUCCUCGGCCUUCUCCGGCCCAGUUCUGGUCGCCUUCUGGAUGGCCUCGAUCUUUGGUCCCAGGACCCGAGACUUGAGCCGGGCGUAGACCUCCGCAGCCUUCUCCAUCACCUCCUUGUUGGCCUUGUAGCGGCGGAUCUGGCCCACCAAGAGGCCUGGCUCAGGGGGCGCAGCCACCUCACCCCCCGCCCAAGACCCUCCCCCAUCACCGCACCCCGCAGCGCCUCCCGUGCACACGGCUUCCUCCUCGCUGACCACAGGCGGCCGUGGCCGGAAGCCCAGCGCCCCAAGCAGACCCGUAGCCCCACCACCAGCCCCUUCAACCCCUGGGCUCCCGCCGCACCUUCUUCAACGUGGCCACCACGUCCGUGUUCUUCUGGAGGAUCUGUGAGGUCACCUGCAGGGUCCCUAGUUCCUCUAACGCGUUCAGACACCUCUUCACAUCCUGCGGGGCAGCGAGGGCAGCGAGGAGGGUCAGCGCCUAGCUGCGGGGGUUCUAGGGGGCCCAAGAGGGCAGAGAAGGACACCCUGGGCUGAGCAACAGGGAGCCCCGGGGACGGUGGUGAAGCACCCAGAACUCGAGGGGUCUUGGGGCCUCGCGUGGCAUCACCUGGUGGGAACGCAGAGCACUGCACUCAGGAGGCCAAGCUGGGCCCUUAUCUGGUGGACGCCCACGCGAACAAGGACCCUGCCCUGCGCAUGCGGCCUGACUUUGCCUCAGCGUCCCCAGACUUCUCAGGGAGCUCGAGCGAUGAGGGGGCAGGGGAACUGAGACAUGACCUCUGCACCCCGAGGAAGGUCUCACCGGAUUGUCAACCUUCAGGGCGAACUUGAUCUCGCUGUGCAGCUUCUGAAGCUUCUCCUCCACGGAAGGUUCUGUGGCCAAGAGAGAAGGCAGCGCCCAGGCCUGAGCGGGGUCCCUGGUGAUGGGAGCCGGCUCCUCCAGGGCCGUCCCUCCUCCCGUUCGGCGACCUCAGGCUGCAACCAGGGCUGGGCAGCUGGCCCCUCACCUUUCUUCUUCUCAACCUUCCGGUCUGGUGGGAACCCUUCUGACCGCUUCCGGGUCCGUUCC